AUGGGCCCGCGCAAUUUGCAUUCAUACGAAUUUAUUCCACUCCCACUCUGGCCGGUCGUGUAUCCCGAGAACAAAACCCAGCGCGCCUACCAGACAUUCCAGGCUUCGCACUAUCUAAUGAAACACCAGAUCGAUUCCGGGAAGUCCCUUGGUAUCUUCGACAAGGAAUACCAAUACAAGCGACCCGAGUCUGCAGCCACUGGAGGCAAGCUUUACUGGAAUCUGGAAGAUGAGAAUGCCACCGAAAGCGAUCUCGCAGAACAGAUGGAUUUCCCUCUAGUCUCAAUUGCCAUGGCCUACGAUGGCAUCGACGAGUUGGACAUGGCUCAGAUCAUACCUCUGAUAGAAAAACUGCCCUUGUUUGAAACGGUUUACCGCGCCCUCGAGGAGCGUGACCAGCGCGAUCCUGCUUCGUGGAAGCCUACUGCGCGCGGACAGGUCCUGAUGCGCAACGCGACCAACACCGUCCGUUCUUAUUCUGGUUGUGGGCUUAUGAGGCUGCUCGCUGAAGAGAUGAUGAGACGUUCGGCUGCUGAAGGGUUCCGCGGUAUCCAGAUCGAGAGCAUCUCUCCCGCUGUGCAGAAGGUGUGGUCUAACCCGCCGGCACCGUUCAAGGGGACUAUCAUCAGUCAGUUUCACACGACGACGUUUGAAGAGAAAGAUGAGUCGGGGGAGGUUUUGUAUCCGUUCCGACCGGCGAAUGUGAAUAUUUCCAAGAUCUUUGUCGACCUCCGGUCUUGA
Messenger RNA from Penicillium mononematosum, 741 nucleotides. RefSeq lists its product as uncharacterized. NCBI's taxonomy places the organism in Eukaryota, Fungi, Ascomycota, Eurotiomycetes, Eurotiales, Aspergillaceae. The transcript has a single exon. The coding region runs from base 1 to 741 and encodes 246 amino acids. The record is from RefSeq and is a predicted model, not a curated record.